Molecule: messenger RNA, 159 nt
Organism: Acaulospora colombiana
Lineage: Eukaryota; Fungi; Glomeromycota; Glomeromycetes; Diversisporales; Acaulosporaceae
Source: the annotation of a GenBank genome assembly
AUGGAAUCAAAUUGUGAGAGGGAGGAUUUGUGGAUGGAUUUUCGAGAGGAUACUUCAUACAGGCUGGUAGAAGAGGCAGAAGACGAAGAGGGUGUGAUGGGAAAGACGGAGGAAGAUGUCGAUGUUGAGUUUGUAGUCGAGUCAAAAUUUGAAUCAGUA